GUACAUCCUCUCGUGUUCGAAUCGCGAUCGACAAUCGCUUUCUCUCGACACCGUUUUCCGUGCGUUACGUUCUUUGUAGUAAUCUCAUUGCAGGUGCUACCUCACGCACAUUUAAGUAAAUUGUCAUGAGCCAAAUGCCAGGAAAGAUUCGUAAGCUCACCGCGCGGAGCGCAGGUGUGUAAACGACCUGUCGGAAGGCUAAAUGCCGUAUUUACCUAUUUUAACUAUUAAACUCUCUUAUGUUUCGCCACUACAUCGAAUCUGCCGUUUUCUCCAAGCGGUGUAAAGUCAACGGAAAACGUUAAGCCCUGGAAGAUCUAACCAACAGUCGAAAGAAACCACUUUAAGGCGGUCGCAUCACGUACUGGAAGGGCGAUGUUCGCCAAGAAGAAGAAGAAACCACAAAUAUCAACUCCAACAAAUUUUGAACAUCGUGUACAUACAGGAUUCGAUAAGCGGGAAGGAAAAUUCAUUGGACUUCCUCUACAAUGGGCCUCUAUAGUUGGAAACAAUCAAAUUUUGAAGUCAACUAACAGACCAUUACCUCUGGUAGAUCCGAGUGAAAUUACACCCACUGAGAUUCUUGAUUUGAAAACUAUUGUUCGAGGUCAUAAUGAUCCUAAAGGAAAAGUACAGAUCAGUGACAAAAAUACAGAAAAUGGAUUACCUAAGACUAGUACCGUCGCUAGAUCUAAUUCUCUUCGUUCUUCAAGCCCGCCAAGACUCAGGAGAGAUUACAGGCAUAACAGUAAUUUGCCGCCAUCCGUGCCAGAAGGACAAGAAAUACCGUCCAAUGCUAAUCAAAUACAAGGAUAUACAAAUUUUGGAAAGCAGCAUAAUUAUCUAGAUAAAUUACGACAAAACUCGCCUAACGUCGUAACCGUAAUGAACCCCAAUAUGCAGAAUAUGAUUCCGAAUCUCCAAAAUCUUAAUCCAAACAUGCAGUCAUCUCCAAAUUUAACGCAUACCGGAUCAAAUGCUCCAAAUUUAUCUUUAAAUUUCCAAAAUUUGAGUCCUAUUUCGAAUCAACAAGGUCCAGUGCCAAGUCCAAGUACUCCUCAACUUACAGACUCCGAAUUUCAUAAACUAAACUCUCAAAUGACAAUAAUGUCUGGUCAAUAUAACGGAAAUGUUCAGGUUUCAAAUACCGAAUCAUCCGCAAGAGAUCAACAAGUAAAUCAAAAUGUCCUGUUGCAUAAGUUGCAACCUAAGAUUUCACCGGUAGGAUCGAUAGCAUCGCAACGACCGCUGAGUCAAUUGAGUUCACAUAACGUGAAUAAAUAUUCGCAAGCAUACAAUAUGCAAGAAAGUUCGUCCAUCUUGCAAUCUCACAUGAAGAAACCUAUAGAAACAUCUCAAUCGAUGCAUAACUUGUCUAAGGCAACCGUACCGUCCUCUGGGAGUAGUUCAACUCCAGACCAAAAUCAGAAUAUGAAAAGUGCUUUAUCCUCAGGAAAUCUAGCGGUCGGUUCAAGUUCGAGUGCUUCUAGUAAACAAACCGCGGAACAAAGGCUAACUCACGAACAAUUUCGAGCAGCUUUACAGAUGGUGGUAAGUCGAGGCGAUCCAAGAGAGAAUUUGGAAAAUUUUCUGAAAAUCGGCGAAGGUAGUACAGGAACGGUAUGCAUAGCUACUGAGAAAAAUACAAAUCGGCAAGUGGCAGUUAAGAAGAUGGACUUAAGGAAACAGCAGAGACGAGAACUACUGUUUAACGAAGUGGUCAUCAUGAGAGAUUACCAUCACCCAAACAUUGUCGAAAUGUACGACAGUUUCUUAGUGGACGACGAACUAUGGGUUGUGAUGGAGUAUCUCGAAGGAGGCGCGCUCACAGAUAUCGUUACUCACUCGCGCAUGGAUGAAAGUCAGAUAGCUACUGUGUGUUCCCAGUGUUUGAAACCGCUUGCAUAUCUGCAUUCUCAAGGUGUCAUUCAUAGGGACAUCAAAUCUGACUCCAUAUUGCUUACGGCUGACGGCAGGGUAAAACUAUCGGACUUUGGGUUUUGCGCUCAAGUCUCUCAGGAGUUGCCAAGGCGAAAGUCUCUCGUAGGAACGCCUUAUUGGAUGAGUCCCGAAGUUAUUUCUAGGUUACCGUACGGACCUGAAGUAGACAUUUGGUCAUUAGGUAUAAUGAUUAUCGAAAUGGUCGACGGGGAACCACCAUUUUUUAACGAACCUCCUUUGCAAGCUAUGCGUCGUAUCAGAGACAUGCCUCCGCCAAAAUUAAAGAAUUCUCACAAAGUUAGUCCACGUCUUCAAGACUUCCUUGAAAGAAUGCUCGUCCGUGAUCCAGCACAGAGAGCCACGGCGACCGAAUUGUUGCAACAUCCCUUUCUUAGGCAGGCUCAGAGUCCGAACAUUUUGAUUCCACUGAUGAGAGGUUCCAGACAUACGAACUGUUGACGAGUCGAUGUAAAAAAAAAAAAAAAGACAAA
Hylaeus volcanicus is the source of this 2432-nucleotide messenger RNA. It is a transcript of the gene mbt, whose product is annotated as serine/threonine-protein kinase PAK mbt. Gene Ontology annotation, biological process: protein phosphorylation; regulation of MAPK cascade; intracellular signal transduction. Bases 376 to 2400 code for a protein of 674 amino acids. The record is from RefSeq and is a predicted model, not a curated record. The transcript has 7 exons. Gene Ontology annotation, cellular component: cytoplasm. Lineage: Eukaryota; Metazoa; Arthropoda; Insecta; Hymenoptera; Colletidae. Gene Ontology annotation, molecular function: protein serine/threonine kinase activity; ATP binding.